Molecule: messenger RNA, 1551 nt
Organism: Anthostomella pinea
Lineage: Eukaryota; Fungi; Ascomycota; Sordariomycetes; Xylariales; Xylariaceae
Source: the annotation of a GenBank genome assembly
AUGGCCACUGCAGAACAGACUGUGCCCGCCGAGUCCCAAGCUCCCACUGCCGUCCCUGAACAACAGCCCGCUCAAGACAGCCAGAUGUCCGGACAAGAUUCGCAAGCGGGGGUGGCUCCCUCAACUGAGGCUGUCACGGACCAGACUGCCCAAGCCAACGGCCUGAUGUUUCCGAAUCAAGGUACCGCCUUGGCUGUACCACCUGGCCCAACAAACAACAGCAAUGGCACAUUCCCGCCUCUGAGUACCAUCGCAACCGCUGAGCAACCCACGAACGGGCCCAACGGCGCGAAUGCUAAGCAGGGCGCGACCGGCCAGAAGAUGACUGCCGAUGAAAUAGCGCUAUAUGAUCGCCAGAUUCGCCUUUGGGGAAUGCAAGCCCAACAGAAGAUUCAAGGCGCUCAUAUUCUUCUGAUCACGAUGAAGGCUCUGGCCAAUGAGAUCGCAAAGAACCUCGUCCUAGCAGGCAUUGGAUCUCUAACCAUUGUUGACGAUCAGAUCGUGACUGAAGCCGAUUUGGGCUCUCAGUUCUUUCUCUCCCAGGAAAACAUCGGACAAACCCGCGCAGUGGCAGCUGCUGGUCAGAUACAGAAGCUGAAUCCACGAGUCAAGGUCUACCCCGAUCCCGAUUCCAUCAUGAACAAAGGGGCGUCCUACUUCUCGGCCUUUGACAUCGUCAUCGCAACAGACCUCAACCCUACCCUGCUCGCCUUCAUCAACACCGCCACCCGCCUCCACAAUAUUCAGUUCUAUGCGGCUGGUUCACACGGCUUUUACGGCUACAUCUUCUGUGACUUGAUCGAGCAUGACUACGUUCUGAAGCGUGACAAAGGCAACGGGAAGACUGCUCUGGGCCCGGAAGAUGGCAGCCGCACACGCAGCGUGACGGAAUUUAAGACUCAGAGGGAGGGCAACAAGACUAUCGAAUUAGUCAGCAAGCGUGAGCUCUAUUCGACAUGGGACCUUGCAUCCGAGACGAGCGCAUUGCCGUCCGAGUAUCUGAAGUCGAAGCGUCGCCUCAAGGCUGUGACACCGGCCCUCUCCUGUCUGCGUGCUCUCUGGUCCUUCCAGCAGAUGUACAGUCGUUAUCCGAACCACACCAAACAGGACCUAGAGUUCUUCACGAGGACCGCGACCCACAACCAUCAACUACUCUCCCUUCCAGCAGAGACGCUUCGCUCCGAAUUCCUGCGCAGCUUCUUGCAAAACAUCGGCAGUGAGAUGGCACCUGUCGCGGCAAUCCUUGGCGGACAACUGGCGCAAGACGUCAUCAACGUUCUAGGCCAGAACCAACAACCGAUCCAGAACAUGGUCGUCUUUGACGGAAACAAAAUGGAGGCCAACAUGUACGCGAUGCAUCCCGAGGGUAACCUCGGCCGAGCCCAGCUCGAGCUCACAACGCCCGCGCCGGCGUCCGCGCCUAUGGGUCAAGUCGGUAUGCCACAAAUGCUGCCGUUGGGCCAGACCAACAAUUCGGUGCCGGGAAGUGCCACCCAGUCGGAUGGCUUCAAUCAGGCCGGGUCGGCGGAGUUGGCGGCGUUCAUAAAGUGA